AUGUUUGAUUUAGUAGAAUGCGCAUACUUUUUAGAUAAUAUAGAACCAACAUUUUUACCAAACUACACAAAUAAUAAUAAAAAACCUUAUAAUAUCAAUAUCAAUAACACAACAGCAGCUUCAUCAUCAUCAUCAUUCAGUUUAAACAAUAGUAAAAGUAAUAAUUUUACAACAACAGUAGCAUUAGCAUUCAGUUUAAAAAAUAGUUAUAGUAAUAACAAUACAACAAAAGCAGCACCAGAACCUACAACAUUCAGUUUAAAAAAUAGUAAUAAAUUAUUUUUAGCAACUUUUUUAUAUGAAGAGUUUGCUUCAUCCGGCACCUUGUCUGAUAAGGCAAUGUCUCUUUUCUAUUCAUUAUUUUCUUCAAUUAUAUAUUAA
Messenger RNA from Dictyostelium purpureum, 381 nucleotides. RefSeq lists its product as uncharacterized. Bases 1 to 381 code for a protein of 126 amino acids. NCBI's taxonomy places the organism in Eukaryota, Evosea, Eumycetozoa, Dictyosteliales, Dictyosteliaceae. The record is from RefSeq and is a predicted model, not a curated record. The transcript has 4 exons.